AUGCGUAAUCCUUCAAUUCUGUCUGCUCCAGAACCGAAUGAGAAACUUUUUCUAUAUCUCGGGGUGUCUAGUAUAGCAACCAGUGCUGUUCUGAUCCGUUGCAAAGAGGGCAAGCAGUUCGCGGUGUUUUAUGUUAGCAAGACGAUGUCUGAAUCGGAGAGGAGGUACUCUAGGGCCGAACGAAUGAUCUUGUCGCUGGUCAACGCAAAAAGGAAGCUUAGACACUAUUUUGAAUCUCAUCCAAUCAUCGUUUUAACAACUUUCCCUUUGAGAAUGAUCCUGCACAAACCGGACCUGUCGGGGAGAAUGACCAAGUGGGCCAUUGAAUUGAGUUCAUUUGAUAUCGCGUACGAGCCCAGGAUGGCAAUCAAAGGUCAAGCGGUGGCGAAUUUCCUACUUGACUGUGAUGCUGAAGAUACGGUGGAGGAUUGUAAUUGUUCUUGGUGGAAGCUUUUCGUGGACGUCUCCUCGAAUCAAAUGGGGGUUGGGAUUGGAAUUCAAUUGCAAACACCAAAAGGAACUACGCUGAGCCAAGCGAUAAGACUAAAGUUCAGCGCGACCAACAAUGAGGCAGAAUACGAGGCGUUGAUAGCUGGGCUAAAGUUGGCUAAGGAAUUGAAGAUCAAGAAUCUGAUGGCUUAUAGUGAUUCACAGUUAAUCAUUCGACAAGUCAAUGGGGACUAUGGGGCCAAGGAUGAGACUAUGGAAGCAUACCGCACUGUGGUUCUGCGUGAGGCGAAAGCCUUUGAUCAGAUCAGGUUUAUCCAACUGCCGAGAGAGUAUAACGAAGAUGCCGAUCGCUUGGCUUGUAGUGCAUCCAGUUCUGGAGAUACUUUAGCUAGGGUCAUCCCGGUCGACAUACUGAUCCAACCUUCCAUUUUUGAAGAACUGCCUGAUCCGAGCACUCAACAUGUUAAUGUUAUACCAUAUGAGCGGAACUGGAUUGAUCCAAUCAUGGCUUACAUACGUAGUGGUACACUCCCCGAGCGUAAGGACGAGGCAAGAAGAGUUAGGUCCAGUGCAGCAAAGUAUGCCAUUGUGCAUGAUCAGUUAUAUAGACGCUCCUUCUCGGGUCCAUAUUUGAAGUGUGCUACCCCUACAGAGGCUAGACAGAUUAUGCGAACCAUUCAUGAGGGAGUAUGCGGAAAUCACUCCGGAGGAAGAUCUUUAGCACACAAAGUAAUGACACAGGGGUACUUCUGGCCAAACAUGGCAUGA
Messenger RNA from Cornus florida, 1218 nucleotides. RefSeq lists its product as uncharacterized. Gene Ontology annotation, molecular function: nucleic acid binding; RNA-DNA hybrid ribonuclease activity. Bases 1 to 1218 code for a protein of 405 amino acids. The transcript has a single exon. The record is from RefSeq and is a predicted model, not a curated record. NCBI's taxonomy places the organism in Eukaryota, Viridiplantae, Streptophyta, Magnoliopsida, Cornales, Cornaceae.